AUGCAACUGUCAAUUUCUCUUGCCUUGGCUGCCGCCGCCACUACUGGCAUGGUCUCUGCUCUGCGAAACUCACCAGACCACGCCAGCCGCUACACAUUUGCCGCGCCCUACGACCAAUCCUUCGGUGAAGGGUACUCUGUCCUGAAACAUAUCGGCAGUCUGGGACCCUACACCAACCAUGUCUCAUAUGGUGUAGGUCGUGACCCUCCUGACGGAUGCCGUGUCGAUCAAGUCAUUAUGCUGCGCCGCCACGGCGAACGAUACCCACAGUCUUCCGAUCGCAAGCCCAUCAAUGCCGUACUCGAUCGCCUCUACAGCUUCAACGUUACCCAAUGGCGUGAUGACCUGCAGUUUCUGAAUACUUGGAAGUGGCAGGUCCCGGACAGCAUCUACGCCCUCGAGACGGCGUCUGGACCCUACAAUGGCCUGUUGACGACAUACAAGCAUGGUAGCGAGUACCGUGUCCGCUAUGGACACCUGUUUGACCCAAAUUCAAGCAAAAAGGUGCCCAUGUGGUCGGCCAAAUACGAACGAGUGACGGAAACAGCACGAAAGUUUGGUGAAGGCUUUUUUGGCUGGAACUACACCACCUCUGCCGCCCUCAACCUCAUCCCCGAGACGUACAGCCAGGGAGCCAAUAGUUUGACACCAAGAUGCCCGGCAGACAAGGACUAUGGAAAGAAGUGUCAGGAUAUUCCAAACUAUCGCCCCGAGUUUGAUGUUGCAGCUGCCCGCUUGAACAGUCAGAACCCAGGCCUAAAGCUUAAUGGUUCUGACAUUUACGAGCUCAUGUAUUUGUCGGUCUAUGAGUUGACUUAUCAGGGAUAUUCCGAUUGGACCAACGUCUUUACACUUGACGAAUGGGUCAACUUUGGCUACGUCGAAGAUCUUGGCUUCUACUAUUGUGUAGGGCCUGGUAACAGUAAAUACACUCUCGCCCGCGGGUCCGUGUUUGCCAAUGCUUCUGUGACUCUGUUAAAUGAGGGCCCCGAGAAGAAUGGUGGCCUGUUCUUCAACUUUGCCCACGACUCCAACAUCACACCCGUCCUGUACGCCCUGGGCAUCCGCGUUCCCGAUAGAGACUUGCCCAUGGACCACAUCCCAUUUCCGAACCCGUACAAGAUUGCCGACAUCAUGCCCAUGGGCGGCCACUUGGUUCUGGAGCGCAUGCAGUGCAAUGCCACCGCACACAGCGCCAAGGACAUCUACGUGCGCGUGGUGCUCAACGAGGCCGUGAUCCCCUACACAUCCUGCCAGGAUGGCCCUGGAUUCUCGUGCUCGUUGAAGAACUUCACAGCAAUGUUUGACAAGAGGCGUGGAGACUACUUGCAUGACUGCAAGGUGAAUUCGAGCGUGCCUCAGCACUUGUCGUUUUGGUGGGAGUACAACACCACAAGCGAGAACAAUUACCCCACGACGCCGAUCCCGUACCAAGGCCUUACGUAA
Molecule: messenger RNA, 1446 nt
Organism: [Torrubiella] hemipterigena
Lineage: Eukaryota; Fungi; Ascomycota; Sordariomycetes; Hypocreales; Clavicipitaceae
Source: the annotation of a GenBank genome assembly